Emericellopsis cladophorae is the source of this 999-nucleotide messenger RNA. RefSeq lists its product as uncharacterized. Lineage: Eukaryota; Fungi; Ascomycota; Sordariomycetes; Hypocreales; Bionectriaceae. Bases 1 to 999 code for a protein of 332 amino acids. The transcript has 2 exons. The record is from RefSeq and is a predicted model, not a curated record.
AUGAACAGCAACGGCAACUGGGCCCAGGCUCUUUCUGUCCAUGUGGGAGACGAGCAUGGAUCAGACUACGUGGAAGACAAAAUGUCCUUCGACGAGCUGGAAGAAUUUAUCUUUGGCUUGCCGGAUCUGGACACCCCAUGUCUUCCACAGCAGCAGAAGCAGCAAACAGCUUCCCUACCAUCCUGCCAACGUCUACAGAGCGUACCUCUCGAGCGCUAUGACAGCUCAGGGGGCCACUCGUUCCAGUCAACAAACACCUGCGACUCAUACCAUACCGCACCCAUGAGCAUGGGCUCCUGGGACGCCCCGUUCAGUCCGUACGGCUCCUUUGACCCAAGCAUGAACAUGCUCAGCCCAGCCGCCGCCUAUGGACCGAGCUGGGCCUUUGACUCGCGCCUCACAACACCCUUUUCGCUUCCCACCUCGCCAGGCAUGGACUACACCAUCUCUCCUGCGUCUUCCUUCGAUCCUUCGCCCAUCCUGCCACCGGCCGCACCGACCUCAUUUCCAAGUCUGCCCAUUCCCGAGCUGGACCUCGCCGCUCAGCGUCCGUGCGCCGCUGCAGCUGCGCCUGCUCCAUCUCCUACAUCUCCCUCACGCCCACGGGCAUGCUCCAGUUCCACCAACAUCCCCUGCCCCCACUGCCCUCGGGAGACCCCAAAGGCGUUCAAGCGCCGCGCCGAUCUGAGUCGGCACAUUGACCACAUGCACUCCAUCCCCACGCAGAACUUCCCGUGCGACUACUCCCGAUGCUCACGACGCCACGACCCCUUCCACCGCCGUGAUCACUACAGGGACCAUCUACGCGAGUUCCACAGGGAGGACAUUGAGAAGCGGGGCGUGGAAGAGGGCGAGGCGUGGUAUCAACGGAGGAACGUUGUCAAGGCCUGGUGGAGGUGCAGCCGCUGUCUGUGCCGGGUGAGCGUUGGGCGAUCCGGGUUCGAGUGCCAUGAGUGUGGAGGCGUCGCGGGGAGGAAGAGGCAGGAUCUGCGAACAUGA